AUGCCUUCAUUCGCAGAUCUGAAAGCCAAAGCCGCCAGCGCAACUAGUAGCGGCGUUGAAAAGUUACAGAAUGUUCGCGAUCGAAAUACCAGUGUCCCCAUGAAAAAAACUAACUGGGAUCCUUACAGUGGAAAUCCACCUCCACCCCCUCCACCACCAAGAAUCAAUCAGAAAUCAAGGCCAGCUGAACUCGCACCAUUGCCACCUCCCCCGAGUCGUACAGGUUCAAUCAUACCACCCUCAAUAUCUUCAAGUAGAUCCACUGGAUCAACGGCACCGCCUUUGCCAUCACGAGGACCGGUGUCCUCUCCGCCUUUACCUCCACGAGGACCGGUGUCCUCUCCACCUCUGCCGCCUCGAGGACCGGCGUCCACUCCUCCGCUGCCUCCCCGAGGGUCAUCAGCAGCUCCGUCCCCGUCCCCGGUCCCACCUACCCGCAAUUUUGUACCCACGGCUCCCUCAGCGGCCGGGCCUCCUCCCAUAGUUCGUGCGACUCGUCCUCCCAUAAUUGGGUUCUCGAUCUCCCAAGAACCAACGAUAGACUGGACUAAUAUAUCUGCACAAGACAAAGAGACAUUCUUUGCGUGGUUGGAUGAAUAUUUCUCUAAGCUCCUUGGGAUACAAGUUCCGUCCAACACCAACAGUUCAGUUGGUCACCCGUCACCUUUCCGGGGUCCUACUAAACCGGCGUCAUGGAGGCCCUCGUUUGGUGGAAUGUGA
Laccaria bicolor S238N-H82 is the source of this 720-nucleotide messenger RNA. RefSeq names its product proline-rich protein. The coding region runs from base 1 to 720 and encodes 239 amino acids. Lineage: Eukaryota; Fungi; Basidiomycota; Agaricomycetes; Agaricales; Hydnangiaceae. The transcript is spliced from 4 exons. The record is from RefSeq and is a predicted model, not a curated record.